Talaromyces amestolkiae is the source of this 720-nucleotide messenger RNA. RefSeq lists its product as uncharacterized. Lineage: Eukaryota; Fungi; Ascomycota; Eurotiomycetes; Eurotiales; Trichocomaceae. Bases 1 to 720 code for a protein of 239 amino acids. Gene Ontology annotation, biological process: acetoin biosynthetic process. Gene Ontology annotation, molecular function: acetolactate decarboxylase activity. The transcript has a single exon. The record is from RefSeq and is a predicted model, not a curated record.
AUGGCAGACAGGCUAUACCAAUACUCCACCGCAUCCGCGCUCAUGGCCGGCGUCGCUUCCACCGGCAUUCCACUGUCCAAUCUUUUAGAGCAUGGCACCCACGGCCUAGGAACAAUGUCCUCCAUAAACGGCGAAGUCGUUAUUCUCGAUUCUACGACCUACCAUCUCCAAUCCUCUGGUGCAGUGCGCGUUGUCGAAGCACACGAACAACUGCCCUUUGCCAUGGUAACCUCUUUCAACGACUGCAAGACGCGCACUCAAUCUACCUUCUCGGACCUACCCAGCAAACAAUCCAUCCUCCAAUAUCUACAAUCUCUAUUUCACGGCAUAAACAAUCGCUUCGCAUUCUUCCUCAUUCCGCACAUUCAUCUCGACACGAUCACCGCCCGCGUCGUCCGCGGCCAACAAUACCCGCGCCAACCGCUGUCGGAACUGGGCGAGGCACAGAAAGUGAACACCUACGAGUCCGUAACGGGUAGUAUCGUCGGAUUCUGGGCGCCGACGUACAUGGAUGGAGUGUCGGUUAGUGGGCUACAUAUGCAUUUCCUGUCGGAGGAUAGAUCGUAUGGAGGGCAUGUGCUGGAGAUGCGGUCCGCGUCCAAGUUUGAAUUGCAGGCGGCGUUGCUGAAUGAGUUUGAUCUGGAGCUAGCUGAUAACGAGGAAUUUGGCGAUGCGGAGUUAGGGGUGGGAGGCGAGGCACUGAAGAAGGUCGAGGGAUAA